AGACUAAUACCAUAUUUCUCUCUUUCUAGUGAGAGAAACACUCGCCUGAAUAUUCUAGAGAGAGAAACCGUCGCCGCUCCGGCGGAACAACAUCUCUAUUCAUCUCUCACCCACAGAGCUGUUGUAAGUCAUAUAUAAGCGCAAAUCUGUUCAUAUUCCAGUCGGAGUGUGCACAUUCACGUUUCUCGAUGUAGUUGUCGUCGUUUCGUUUAGAUUUCGUCUUCACGUUGCUGGACAUCUUGUUUCAGACUCUGCGGAAAGAGACGUAGUAGAUUUAAUUUUUUUGAGAUUUUCCGUAUCUUAAGGCUUGCACGGAUAUCUAUGCAUAUCUAAUCUUCUUACUUUUACUUAUAUGUGAAUCGACACCGUUUUCGCAUCGAAGUUUUUUGAUCUCUCUCUCUCUCUCUCUAUUUUCUCCGUGACUUGAAUCGCUUUUGAAUAAGAAUUAUUGAAUGUAGCUUCUUGAGGCUUUUGUAACUUGAAUUAUUUUGGCAAAUUUGCGUGACUGUGGAGUGUGAGGUAAUAACUUGAUGAAUCUAUGAAGAAAUCAAACUGGUUUAAGCAAAUUUCAAACAGUGGGAAGCUGGAGAGGAGGCUAUCUCUUGGGGAGUACAAGAGAGCUGUGUCGUGGUCAAAGUAUUUGGUAUCGUCUGGAGGCGAGAUAAAAGCGAAAGGGGAAGAAGAAGAAGAUAUAGAAUGGAGUGCUGAUAUGUCACAGCUGUUCAUUGGCAAUAAGUUCGCUACGGGGAGGCACAGUAGGGUUUACAGAGGGGUUUAUAAACAGAAAGAUGUUGCGAUUAAGCUUAUUAGUCAGCCGGAGGAAGAUGGCGAUUUGGCCUCUAUGUUGGAAAAGCAGUUCACUUCGGAGGUCGUCUUGCUUUUUCGUCUCCAACAUCCCAACAUCAUCACUCUCAUUGCGGCUUGUAAGAAACCUCCUGUAUUUUGUAUAAUCACCGAGUACUUGGCGGGUGGUUCCCUGAGGGCAUACCUCCAUCAGCAGGAGCCGUAUUCACUGCCUCCCAACCUAGUUCUAAAGUUGGCCCUUGACAUUGCCUUGGGAAUGCAAUAUCUUCAUUCUCAGGGUGUACUUCACAGGGAUCUGAAAUCUGAAAAUCUACUGCUUGGUGAAGAUAUGUGUGUAAAAGUAGCGGAUUUUGGUAUCUCAUGUUUGGAAUCUCAAUGUGGUAGUGCAAAGGGAUUUACAGGUACUUAUCGUUGGAUGGCACCAGAAAUGAUCAAAGAGAAGAAACAUACAAAGAAAAUUGAUGUUUACAGUUUUGCGAUUGUUCUGUGGGAACUUUUAACUGCAUUGACACCAUUUGACGACAUGACUCCGGAACAGGCUGCAUUUGCUGUGUGCCAGAAGAAUGCUCGACCUCCGUUACCUGGUACGUGUCCAAGUGCAUUUCGGCAGCUGAUACGUCGAUGCUGGUCAAGCAAACCAGAGAAGCGAUUGGGGUUCGAUGAAAUAGUGAGGAUUCUGGAGAGAUACAGAGCAUGUGUCGAGGAAGAUCCAAAUUUCUUGACAUGGUAUGAACCUGGUAAGGGUGGUGGAAGUUUGUUGGGAUGCUUGAGGAAAGGAAAGCAGCAUUAAUCAUGGCUUAUGGUUGGUUCCUUCCUGCCUGUAAGAUUACUACAAUACUUUUAAAAAGACAAGGGUUGGGAUUGUUUGUUAUUGGCCUCCUCCCCCCUGCCCAAAUUAGCUAGCGUGGGGAUUUACUUACACUAUUAAGUUAUACUACAACAUCAUGUUUCU
Cynara cardunculus var. scolymus (artichoke) is the source of this 1756-nucleotide messenger RNA. RefSeq names its product serine/threonine-protein kinase HT1-like. Bases 539 to 1594 code for a protein of 351 amino acids. The transcript is spliced from 3 exons. Gene Ontology annotation, biological process: protein phosphorylation. NCBI's taxonomy places the organism in Eukaryota, Viridiplantae, Streptophyta, Magnoliopsida, Asterales, Asteraceae. Gene Ontology annotation, molecular function: ATP binding; protein kinase activity. The record is from RefSeq and is a predicted model, not a curated record.